This is a messenger RNA of Prunus avium (sweet cherry), 1196 nucleotides long. RefSeq lists its product as uncharacterized. The record is from RefSeq and is a predicted model, not a curated record. Lineage: Eukaryota; Viridiplantae; Streptophyta; Magnoliopsida; Rosales; Rosaceae.
AUGAUGUGUUUGGUGUGUUUUAGUGCUAAACAUGAUUAAGGGGUUUGACUAAUUAAAAUAUGCUUAUUAUAUUAUUAGACAUAAUCUCAUCCAACUUAAUCCUACUACAUUCGGCCGUACUAGCAAGAUUAGACAUAAUCCAAUCUAUGUUGUUUUUAGGCUACCAAACAUCUAACUAAGAUAAUAAAUCGUACCCAAUCAUAUAAUCCAGCCCACCGAACACGCCUUAACUUAGUAUGAUCCAUGCAUUAGAAAUCAAAAGGGUAAUCAAGAUCUUUUAGUUUCACUAGUAGGAAGGACAUCAUAGAAAAAAGAAGGGAGAGACAAAUAUGGAAUUAUCAGAGCAUUUCAUUAUGUAAGCAAUUCAGCAAUGUUCAUCAACAUGCAUAUGGUGGGUCCCAAUUUCCCAGUUCGAGUUGCCGACAGCAUGGUUGUCAUGUACUUAACAGGUUUAUCAUGGAUGAAAUGAUAACUGCAAAGAAGUCAACUCAUAAUGAGGAGCAACUCAAAUUCCCAAAUCUUAUCAAUUCAGAGCAAAUUGUAACGGCAUAGGAUUCUCAAGCACUUUUUAAAACAAAACAUUCCCACAAUUUUUUUCAAGUUAGGCUAUGAUUAGGGGUGUGCCUAUGUGUCCUAUAAAUAUACUUUUUUUCUUGCUUAUAAAAACCCCCCUUGCCACAGCAAACAUCCUAUAAUUCCUAUUCACUUUAGCAUGCAUCAUCAGCUGAAGCUCAACAUGAGAAGACAAACUCCCAUUCAUCUUCUCCUUGUAUGGCUCCUGCUUGCAGCUUCUCAAUACCACUACACUAUUAAUGUUCAAGCUAUUGAAACAGUUCAGUUCAAGCACAAUUCUGCACAGCCUGGCUCAGGGUUGGGGUCCGGAACCAGAUAUGUUUUACCUACUUGGGUCAGUGGAAGGAAGAUCCAUAAAACUCCAUCAGGUCCCAACCCAGUAGGGAAUCAUCGCCCACCAUCGAAGCAAUGAACAUUUGAUGUACUUGUUCUUAACUUAGUAUGUAGAACUAAUCAGAUCAUUAUAUUUGUUGGAGGCUAGAAAGGAAGGUCAGUGUUAUUCAUGUAGGUCAAAAAAACCUCUCCUCUGAGGAAUGUGGGUGUACAAAAAUUGGAAUUUAGAACAUUUGAAUUCUAGAAGCUUUUGUGCAUGAGCAAAUUUGUUAGUGUAGUUGUUCCAUAAU